This is a messenger RNA of Sycon ciliatum, 4430 nucleotides long. RefSeq lists its product as uncharacterized. The transcript is spliced from 17 exons. The record is from RefSeq and is a predicted model, not a curated record. Lineage: Eukaryota; Metazoa; Porifera; Calcarea; Leucosolenida; Sycettidae. Bases 419 to 4024 code for a protein of 1201 amino acids.
ACUCUUUGUUGCCAGCCAUGCAUGAUCAACGGAGGAUUGAUAUCGCAUCAGAAAUAAAACGGGUUGUCCGUUUCUUGCAUCUUUUUACUUUUAGUCCUGGUAGUCCGUGCACGUCCAGAACCUGCCCGUCGUUGGGAAGGUGUGAAAUCUAGUUGUGUUGCUAGAAAAACAGGUGAUAUCGCGGUGGUAGACGUAGCGUUAUUGUCACAGCUUGUUGACAGUGCAAGUGACUUGGAAUUAUUUACUCACUAGUGCGAGAGCAACUAAACCUCUUUCCAGCCGACAAGGGAACUAACGCAGACCAGUGGCUGACAGGUCUCCUUCGGCACAAGAGUCGUAGUCACUAAUGAUAUUUACCUUCCAGCUCCGGUGUUGAACUGAUCCGGUCGCUGGACUGUGGCGACGACGGCGACGAAGGAUGGCCUCUCCCUCUGUCUUGUACACUGGCUCCGUGCUGACAUGGGCCCAGUUACUUCCGCUGCUGCUGUUUCUCGGAUGGGAUUGUGACGCGAGGUCGGAGGCGUCCAUGUACUCGUAUACAUACACGCCGGACCCCACAGAAUUUUUUCUGCUGUUCAAGUAUCAGCCGGCCGAUACCGCAGUGCGAGUUGGUCAGACAGCGCUGCUGAAGUGUUUGCCAGAUCACCGUAAGCCUGCCGACAUGACUUACAGCUGGUAUCGACUGGGCAGCAACACAUCGCUGAUCGAUUCACAAACAGUAUCUGGAUCAUCAACCGGUGUGUUGCGGCUAAGCAAUGCAACCGUUGCUACUGCUGGCCAGUACUAUUGUAACCUGACAUCAUUCCUCCUCAAUGGAACGGUCACCAGCAUACCUGCAUGGGUCCGCAUCAGUGAACCUGCCCAAAACCUGACCCUAUCACCACAGAAGCUCCGUUGGCCAAACCGUGGGACAAGCGACAGUGUAGCAGUCUUUCAGUGCCAGGCUGAACGGAAGGAGUUUGUAGUCCAGCCAUCUAUCAAGUGGCAGCUGUACUCGGAGGAGACGCACUGGCGGUGGAUGUCCAUUGAUAGACUACUGACUGUGCGCCCACAACUGAAGGACAAAUACGCUACGUUCCAGACAGGAUGGACAACAACGUUACACAUUAUUCGGCCAUCUCUGAGGGAUACGUUCUGCCGUUUGCGCUGUCGAUCCGGGAAAACGCUUAGUCCAGAGGGCAGCUUCCAUGUCUAUGAUGGCGCCCCUAAUGCCAGUUCCACGUUUUCACACAAACCGGAUGAGAAGAUGGUGGCGCGCGCCGGGGAGCGAGUGGUAAUUCCGUGCGCAACGCUCUACCGUGAUCCUGGCUCGAAAAUGACCUGGUACCAACGCUUGGCAUCGGAAGAUUUACUCGUGACAGACGGAAGAAGGAUAUACAACAACAAUGUGUCAUUGAUUGGAGAGAGUAACCUUGUGUUUGAAUCCAUAUCAAUGUCAAUGGCUGGAACAUACAUGUGCAGUACAACUGUGAAUGGAGACCCAGUGUCAGUGGAGACUACUGUUGAAGUCGUAGCUGCUCCAGUAUCGGUGACAAUAUGGGAUAACUACCCAUUCGUCCCACUCAGGAAAGCCCACAUGGUUUGCACGUUCUUAGCCUGGCCUCCAGCCAAGCUGUACUGGUUGAAGAAUGGACGGAGAGUGGAUCUCCGACUACUAAAUGGUGUUACUGUUACGGAGGAGGACAGCUCACCAAGCGACAUCUUUCCAAGACAGCACGAGGCCAUCCAGUACCCACCGUUUGUGUCCAGGCAGGUCGUGCGGCAGCAGGUGACCGUCGUAUUCGAUCAGGCGCUCUGGGAGGACAUCGGCUCGUACCAGUGUGUUGCCGACAAUGGCUAUGGCGUGGCUAGUGUCAUGAAACGUGUCGAUGUAUUGCAUCCUGUUGAUUUUUUUGCCCAUCCUCCAAGCAAUGUGACUGUGCGGAAAGGCGAGAGCUUCACCUUGCCGUGUCCCACAUUCGGCUUGCCAAUGCGGAUCCGAGUUGCCUGGCUGCGUGAUCGCACCGUGCUGGCAGCCAGUGGAAGCUAUGCACAGCAAGUUGAUGUUGACGCCAAGGAGAGAUGGCGCUACGAACUAACACGUCAUGGAUCACUGAAUGUGACGAAUGCGCGGCACUCUGAUUCCGGCAGGUAUCGAUGUGUGGUUGCAAACCUGGAAAAUAGCAUGUUUCAUCAAGUACGCACAGCCAGCCGCUUCAGUUAUGUAGAGGUCACUGGCGAGAGGGCCAAGCCCCGCAUAGAUACGUCUCUUCUUCCUGGGAACAACACCGGUGCUGCUGGAAGUGCGUUCAAACUGGCAUGUGCCACGUCUGGCUUCCCGGAGCCAAACGUGACCUGGUCCUAUGUAGGGUCCAGUGACACGCGGUGCCCGAGUGUGAGGACGUUGAAGGCCAAGCUCCGCAAGCAGAGAAAACAGAGCAAGAGCCCGUCUACCUUCCAGCAAUUCCUCCAUGCUACAAACACACUGUUGGAUCGACCAACGUCGCUGCAUGAUGAUGGUGCUGGCAAUUUGAAGAUUGACUCGUUGGAUUGGUCGCAUACUGGUCGCUACAUGUGUGUAGCUCAUAGUGUGCUGGGUCUUGAUCGUCACUGUGUGGAUCUAAAUGUGGCUGGUGUCCCAGAGAUCACUAACCCGAGCUGGGACAUGGUUCGGUCUCUCGGUGAGGUAGAGCUCACCUUUCGUGCCAGGAACUUCAAGACCAGCUGUGAAGCAACGGGCACUCCUCCGCCAGAGGUCAGGUGGACAUGGGAGUUUAUUCUGAAAAAUGGUUCUACUGUUGGGAAGGGAGCUUCACCGUGGGCCAGGACUAAGACCCUGGGCAACUUGGUCGUCCCUGAGAACAUCCUCUAUGCCAAUCACACGUGCCAUGCUCGGAACCAGCUUGGAGCUACUCAUCGCUCACUUGUUUACAACUUCAACAUCGGUGCCGAGUCUUUGCCACCGGCAAGAGUCAAGGUGACGGGAGAAACAGGUAAAACUGACGUAACUGUUCAUGUAACAACUAAGCCUGCUGACAGAACGGUAGAGCCGAAUGUCAAUGCCAACCACCAGCAAAAUGUAGAUGAUGCAGCAGCUGCAGCAAGUGACUCCAAGACUGAGCGAACUGUGUACAUAGCAGUAGCAGUAGCACUUAUGCUGAUACUACUUAUCGUUGUGGUACUUAUUGUCAUCCUGAAACGCCAAAGGGCAGAGUUAAGGAGAGAAGAUGAAGCCACGAAUUCUGAAGACCUCGGCACACGCACGCAAAAGCAGCGCUGUUCCAGUAGUAGCAGCAGCUCUGGUGAUCGCAAUGCUGGUGCUCACUCGAUCAAGACCUGCUCCACGGGAUGUGCCGACGAUGCCAGCGUCCACAGUGGCGUGCCUCCGCGGCCAACAGGAUUUCCCGACAAUGCUAGCAUCCACAGUGGUGCGCCUCAGCGGCCAGUAUGUCUAUGGUCACCAUCUAAUGAUUCAUCUCCAGUCACACCUCAACCACCAGCUCUGUCUACACCCAAGACACCGAUCUCUGUCACCUUUCUACGCACUGGCGAAGGAGACCAAGGAAGAAGUGGCGAAGGCAUAACGCCAAUAUCGCACAAGAGGUACAGCUUCUUCGACUUCAACGCCAGCUGCAAUCAAUUGCCGGAGACCGAGGAAGACCAAGUAAAUGGGAAUGCUCUGCUUCCACCAUGCCACGCCAAGCAACCUUCAUCGUCCUGGAACGGUGUGGCAUCUCCACUACAGGCAGCAGUGGCAGAAGUCCAAGAGACGUAUGAAGAGAUGAAUCCUCCAGAGGAGUAUAUUCGACAUCGGGCCAGUUUGUCCGCAAACCCACCGCACCGCCAGCGAUCCAGCAGUGGCAUGACUCGAAGAAUGCGCAGCAGCUGUCCGAACUUGCCGACUGGCACGGUCGUGACAACACUGGGUGCAACCGUCAAAACGGAGCAGGAACCCACGAUGCCGUCGGAUCCCAGUGAAACAAGUGAUAUCGGACUGGAAAUGCACGAUGACGAUGUUUUCCAGGAAGACGGAACCGACAUCUGACUUCCACAAAUUACUCCGUCGUCAUCUCGAAAUAUCCCUCGCUGUGCCGCAGUGGAUGCCUUGCCGGAUCAUCUUGAUGAGUAUGGCUGUGCACAGAUGCACAUCUGCAGUGCCAACAGAAUCAACGGAAGAUUAUAUUUCAGAACUAUGGACAACAUAAAAAAUAAAAAAUAAAGUUAGCCUGAUUCGCGCCAAGCCUACAAACCAACCGGCUAUACGCGUUUGUCAACAUAAACGAUAAACACCGGUUUCACUAGUAGUCUAAGAACAAUAUCUAAUGUUCAAUAAAAUCGUCAAACUGUGUUUUCAACUCUCUUUAAAAAAAAAUAAUAUCUCGGUCAAGUAGCAGCAAUGCUUUCAUCAUCUCGCACACAUGGUACAGUGGAGUAAAAAUAAUUCAUCUCUA